Polistes canadensis is the source of this 2461-nucleotide messenger RNA. It is a transcript of the gene Ctu2, whose product is annotated as cytoplasmic tRNA 2-thiolation protein 2. Gene Ontology annotation, molecular function: sulfurtransferase activity; tRNA binding. Gene Ontology annotation, cellular component: cytosol. Gene Ontology annotation, biological process: tRNA wobble position uridine thiolation. The coding region runs from base 924 to 2363 and encodes 479 amino acids. The transcript has 4 exons. NCBI's taxonomy places the organism in Eukaryota, Metazoa, Arthropoda, Insecta, Hymenoptera, Vespidae. The record is from RefSeq and is a predicted model, not a curated record.
AUGCGUAUAAAGAAUAAAAUUCUUGGCCAAAUAGAGAAAAUAAUAUUUACGUAUACGCACACAAACAACGAACAAGCCACUACAAAAAGAAUGAUGUAGCUUGUACUAAAGAAAAAAGAAAUAUAUAAAGCUCACAAGUCCACUUUUCGCGUAACAAAAAUUAUCUUAGAAAGUAUCCUGAUCACCAGUGGGCGAGAAUAGCGUAUAAAAAUGUGUGUGCCUUCAGAAAUGCCUUUAUAAAUGCAAAUAUAUUAAUAUUUUAAAAAAUAUUCAUGGCGUCCAAACAAAAACAAAUGUCAAAGGUUUGGUUGUUAAAUCCAACGAUGAUCAUCUGUAACAAGAAGAAAACUAUAUUAAUCAUAGAAUCAAGUCAUACACAAUAGCCUAACACAUAAGUGGUCAGAAUACUGUAUUCUUUGUGAGCUUUUAAGUACUUCUGUAUUUUUUGGUCUUGAUUACAUUAAUUAUAAUAUCUGAUAUCAUAUGAGUAAUGCAUCUUUAGUUCAUGUUACCACUAAUAGUGGUGUUUCAAUCAAAUCGUUAGUAGCUUAGUUUUCUUGUCAUACACAAUGUGUAAAUAUGUCUUUACAAAUUUAUUGUACAUCUUUUAAAUGAAAAUGUUUAAAUAAUAUAUUAUUUUUAAGAUUAUUUUAAGAGUUUUUUAAAUACAAGAUAAAGCUGGAUAUCCAUUGUCUAUUUCAAUCUAUUAGAUAUAGUAAAUAAAGUAUAUAUAUAUUUAUAUAUUUGAUAGUAUUUAUGGUAUAGCUUGUAGUAGGUAUAUAAUAUAUUGUACCGUCUUCGCGUUAAGUAUCUACUAUCGCCCACUGGUGAUCAGGGUAAGCGAAAAGUGAAAAGUGAAAUUGUGAGAUUUUGUGUACUUCUGUUUUCUUUUUCAAGACUAUUAUUAUUAAACAUUUAAAAGAAUGUGUUCUUUAAAUGCUUGUUCAUGCGAUUUCAAUGAUGAUUUCACAACUAAAUUGAAUGAAAUACAAAUUUUGGAUUCUGAUCUGUGCAAAAAAUGCCGGACUGACAAGCCUGAAAUAAUAUUAAGAAAAAAGGAUGGAUAUUGCAAAGCUUGUUUUUUAAUAAAUUUAACGCACAAGUUUAGAGCAGCUUUGGGUAAAUCAAAAAUUAUUCAUCGAGGAGAUACAGUACUUGUUGGAUAUUGCGGCAGGGAAAAUUCAACCGCUUUACUACAUUUGAUAAAAUCUGGUUUAAAUGAAGUGGCUAAUAAAAAGAUUGUAUUUAAUGUAGUCAUAUUUUUUAUUGAUGAUGGUGGUGUAGAAGGAUAUACAGUAAAUGAAAGGAAACAGCUGUUAGAGACAAUAUCUGAACAAACGAAAACGUUUGGAUUUGUUGGAUAUACUGCAUCAUUAGAAGAAUCUUUAUGUGAAAAUGGUAUUCCAAAUAUUUAUUUGAUGGAAACUCCAGAAGUUGUAAUAGAUGAAAAUGAAGUUAUACCAAAUAUUCUUAAUAGUUUAGCUGAUGAUAGUGCAAGAAAAGAAUUAUUAAGGCGCUUACGUCAUAGACUUUUCAUCUUAGCGGCAAGAAAAUUAAAAUGCAAUAAAAUAUUUGUUGCUGAUGGCGCAACAAAUAUUGCUAUUAAUAUAUUGAGUGAUAUAUCACUUGGUCGUGGUGCUCAACUUUCUCCAGAUAUUGAUUUUUGUGAUACAAGAUAUUCGGAUGUUAUGCUUCUUAGACCAAUGAGAGAUUUUACAAGAGAAGAAAUAAUUCAUUAUUUAAAUUGUAAUAAUUUAAAUGUUUUACGAUCUAGUAAGGAAAGUAAAACUAAUAUGUUAACUUCCAUACAAGCAUUAACAAAUAAAUUCAUAUCUGAAUUAGAUUCAAAAUUUCAUGGAACUGUGUCUACAGUUUAUCGCACUGGUGAAAAACUAUUGACAGAAUUACUUGCAUGUCAAAAUGUAGAAGAAAACUCAGUAUGCGUUCUGUGCAAUAUACCUUUAGAUACAAAAGUGACAAAUGAUGAAAUGUCAGCUUUGCAAGCAACAACAUUUUCUGCUUUUUUAUCAUCAGAUAACGUAGAUGUUAAUAAUACUAAAGAAAAAACUAACAAUUUACUUAAUGUUAACUUAGAGGAAUUAACAGAGCAGAUUAGUUAUUCUGAAAAAAGUAAUCAGAAUAAGCAUACUGAUAGUAAUAUUAUUGAUGAAAAACAAUGUACCUGUAAUAACAAAAAAUGUAAAAGAUAUAAGACACAAUCCCUCUGCUUAGAUGAUAUAUUAAGACAUCUUUGUUAUUCUUGUCGAUUGAUAUUUCGAUCUUCUGACGUAACAAAAUCUAUACCUGCAUUUGUAUUGAAUGCAGUUCAAACAAAAUUAUUAUCAGAAAAUAGGCUGAAUUAAAUUACACAGAUUUAUUAUUAUAAAUGCUUAUUCAUAUAAUAAAGUGAAAUUGUUUUUUAUUUUUUUAUCGAUUACUUUUUUGAUGACAAUUGAAUUUC